CUUGCUGCAGGGAACUGACGAUUGGUACCCAGUGAGCAGUUGCUUGGCUACAGACUAACAAUGGCUGCCGGCAGGAGCUCCGCUUUACAAGACCUCCUGGAUAAGAUGAGAGCGGACAACAGAAAGCAAGUGGUCCACUGUGCUGUGUGUAUAUCUAGAAUAUCUCCCCAUCUCGUUGACAAGAGGGAUAUUGGACAGCACUAUGAGCGUAUAUUCAAGACGUGCCAGGCCAAGUAUCAAGGGGAGGGUCCAACUGGACUCCUGCUCGUUUACCCCCAGCAUUGCCUGCAUCUGAUAGAGGCUCCCUGGGAGGUUCUCAUUGAUGUCAUCCAAGACCUCCACUCUAACCAUGAGCUGUUGUCCUCGUCUCGUGUAGUGAGCUUCUCUCCACACAUCCAACAGAGACUGUACCCACAGUGGGCAGUCAGAGUGCUGAGUCUACCAGCCCUGGCUAAGGGAGAGCAAUAUACUACACAAGACACCCUCGAGAUAACAGUUGCUGGAAGUCUGGAGAAGCUGUAUAAGCUUGGAGUGCACUUGUCCAAGCUCACACAGCACCAGUUGAAGGCUACAAUGGACUCCUUGACUAGUAAAGUGCCCCAGUUCCUGUUACAACAAGAUAUAUUAGAAUACUACCUUGUGUGCUCGGAUCUCAACAGUCCUGCAGAGUUCCUCACAAGAUACAACACACCCACACACAUCCUAUUAGACAGAGAGUUGGUGUGGCCAUUGCCUGUCAAACUAUUCCCAUAUGACGAUUGAACAAGUUGAACAAUUAUUAUAAACAGACGAAUAUAAACUCACAAAGGAAUAGACACAACAUUGACCUAUGAACUCUCUCUAGACACAUUACUACGCACACACAUGAUAUAGACUUUGUCUCUGGUAAUUUUAAUAUGUUUUUACAUGAA
Molecule: messenger RNA, 911 nt
Organism: Halichondria panicea
Lineage: Eukaryota; Metazoa; Porifera; Demospongiae; Suberitida; Halichondriidae
Product: testis-expressed protein 47-like
Exons: 8
Coding region: 61-762 (233 amino acids)
Molecular function (GO): FAD binding; blue light photoreceptor activity
Source: RefSeq, a predicted model, not a curated record